Neopsephotus bourkii (Bourke's parrot) is the source of this 1939-nucleotide messenger RNA. Its product is annotated as adhesion G protein-coupled receptor A2-like. Gene Ontology annotation, molecular function: G protein-coupled receptor activity; protein binding. NCBI's taxonomy places the organism in Eukaryota, Metazoa, Chordata, Aves, Psittaciformes, Psittacidae. The transcript is spliced from 13 exons. Gene Ontology annotation, cellular component: plasma membrane; glutamatergic synapse; postsynaptic density. Gene Ontology annotation, biological process: cell surface receptor signaling pathway. The coding region runs from base 95 to 1939 and encodes 614 amino acids. The record is from RefSeq and is a predicted model, not a curated record.
GGCGCCCGCGGAGGGGCGCGGAGCUGCUCGGCGCGUGCCAUGCGCGGCGCGGAGCGGUGGUGGCGGCAGCUGGCGGGUCGUUGGCUGGCUCAGCAUGCGCGGGCUGUGCCGCCGCCUCUUCUGCCUGGUGGCCGCCGUCAUGGGGCUGUGCGGGGCCAGCAGGAACUGCCCCGACCUCAUCGUGGACCGCUGCCUCUGCGCCGCUGAGCGCGCCAAGGGGCCCGGCCGCCCGGCCCUCCGCAUCAAAGUGGUCUGCAGCGGCGGAGACUUGGUGGAAACUUUGCAGCCCGCCGUGCUGCCCAACCGCACCGUGUCCCUGAUUCUGAGUAACAACAAGAUCUUAUGGUUGAAGAAUGGCUCUUUCUUUGGACUGAGAUCCCUGGAGAGACUAGAUCUGAAGAAUAAUUUGAUCAGCACAAUUGAGCCAGGGGCCUUCCAUGGACUUUCAGAACUGAAGCGCCUGGAUCUUUCAAAUAACAGAAUUGGUUGCCUAACACCAGAAAUGUUUGUUGGACUUAACAGUCUCCACAAACUGAACUUGUCAGGGAAUAUUUUUUCAAGUCUCAUGAAUGGACUUUUUUCUGAGCUGCUAGCUCUGAAAGCACUACACUUUAACACUGAUUCACUCAUUUGUGACUGUAAUCUAAAAUGGGUCCUGCAAUGGGCCAGAAAUGCUUCAGUUCGAAUAGCGGAGGAAACAGUUUGUGCAUACCCCAGUGCUUUACAAGGACUGUCAUUUCAUAACCUGAAGGAAAACCAGCUGAUAUGUGCUGGGCCUCUAGAACUUCCUCUCUUUGAGCUGAUCCCAUCACAAAGACAAGUGGUUUUUCAUGGAGACCGCUUGCCAUUUCAGUGCACUGCAACAUACGUCGACAAUACCACCCAAGUACAUUGGUACCAUGCUGGUCAACUGAUUGAGACAGAUGAAGAGAGAGGCAUAUAUGUGGAGGACAGCAUCAUUCAUGACUGCUGCUUAAUUACACGUGAACUUAUCCUAUCCAGCAUUGACAUUGAUGCAUCUGGAGAUUGGGAGUGUCUAGUAAACAAUUCGUAUGGAAAUAGCACUAAACAUGUAGAAAUUGUGGUACUUGAAACGGCUGCACCCUACUGCCCUGCAGAAAGAAUCAUUAAUAACAAAGGAGAUUUCAGAUGGCCCAAAACUUUGGCUGGGAUAACUGCUUACCAUCCCUGUCUCCAGUAUUCGUUUAAGUCCAUUGCCUUUCACAAUGGUGCAGAAGAGGCUAAGGCAUGGCGUAAAUGUAAUCGAACUGGACGUUGGGAUGAAGAAAACUAUUCUGAAUGUCCUUAUUCACAAGAAGUAACUCAGGUUCUUCAUGCUUUUAGUCAGAUGCACAUCAAUUUAACAACCGUGGUUGAAUUUUCCCGUCAGCUGACAGCCUACACAAGAGGUGCUUCCCACUUUGCAGAUAAAAUGGAUGUAAUAUAUUUGGCUUAUAUUGUGGAAAAGUUAAUUGUCUUCGUGGAUGAAGUUGAAGAUAUUGGGGAUGCUCUUAUUGAAAUUGCCAGCAAUAUAAUGUUGGUCGAUGACCAUGUGUUAUGGAUGGCUCAAAAAGAAGACAAAGCCUGCACCAGGAUUGUACGAUGUGUGGAGCACAUUGCAAGCCAAAUACUGACCAGCAAUAUUCAAGUUAUAUCUAAGGUAUCUUCUAAUAUUGCUCUGGAGGCCUUUAUGAUCAAGCCAUCUAGUUUCACAGGAAUGACUUGCACUGCCUUCCAGAAAAUAGCUGCAAAUUCUGACAAGUCAGUGGUGCAUGAUUUGGGAAGCUGGGAAGCAAAUCACCAUCCUGAUCAACAUUUGAAUUUCAAGUGCAACACUGGCAAUUUGAAUAGUUCUUUGAUGAAUUCUUCUACCAGGCUGACUUUAGACAACAUACAGAAGGUAAACUCUACUGAUUGCACAAAGAAGCUAGCAGAAUGA